Molecule: messenger RNA, 8672 nt
Organism: Eriocheir sinensis (Chinese mitten crab)
Lineage: Eukaryota; Metazoa; Arthropoda; Malacostraca; Decapoda; Varunidae
Product: YTH domain-containing family protein 3-like
Exons: 7
Coding region: 418-2757 (779 amino acids)
Biological process (GO): mRNA destabilization
Cellular component (GO): cytoplasm
Molecular function (GO): mRNA binding; N6-methyladenosine-containing RNA reader activity
Source: RefSeq, a predicted model, not a curated record
CACGCAAGCUAUAAUAAAGGUAUCCCUUUGUUUGGAGAAGGUUUUUGUUUCAUGCCAUGACCAUAACCCAAAGCUGCUGGGGAAUACAUGUCACUCCACACCCCUAGGAAGAGAAUCUCGUGAAUGACCUCCUCCUCACUCCCACUCCACUCUGCCGCAGCCAUCCGUGCUUCCAGCCCUCGGCGCCGCGGCGUGUUUUGAGGAUCGCGUCCCCCCGCGGCGGGCCUGGAUCCUCCUCGCGGCCGCCGGAGCCUGCCCGCGCCACCUAUCGGGGCGCGCCGCGUCCCUCAUCCCGGCGGCUAUUCGCUGAUAUUGAGCCCUCUAACUAACAUGGCCGCAUGAAUUAGUAAUAGUGAGGAACUUGUGAGCUGAAAGACAGAAAUUUGCAUUGUGUGACCGUUCCAAACAAAGAAUUAUAUGUACGCUGGACACUCUGAUAUGCAGCGAAUGAAAGGACAAGGAACCUCAGAUGGCAGACAUGACCAGAGCCAGCACCGACCCCUGUGGGACUCCACUGAUUACUUUCCUCCACGAGGACCUCACACUCCUGAUCACCGUCCUCAUUUCCCUAUUUUCCAAAAAGUCGUUCAUCUGCCUCAAAAGUCCUCCUCCCAGUCCUCCAAUGUGUUGCCAAAUGGGCCCAAAGAUCAGAAUUACUCGUCAUUCCAGAGUUACACAAGUCCCAUGACAUCAUCGAUGGCCGCGGCAGCUGCUGCUUCUGACCCGUAUAUGUCCUCUUAUUACAUGCCCUCCACCCCUUAUCAGGCAUUUGGAGUUGGUGAUGGCACUUGGAGCAAUGGAGGUGACCAUAUGCAAACUUUCCUCGGAGGUUAUGGUGGACAAAUGGGAUAUGAUUCACACAGUGCUAUUGAUGGCAUGUUUGGUAGUGGCAGUUUUGGUGGAUUCAACCCUCCCGGCUUUAACUACGGCUUUCAUGGGAAUGGUGACUACAGCGCAUGGGGAGGAUCUGAUGUACGAGGGGGAAACAAACCUUACGACGAUUACUACCAGCGGGAUAACCUUUACACUGAUGAGCGAGUAAAGGCUCUUGACCAAGGUGUCCAAGGACUCACCACAAAUGAUCCUAAGACAGGUCAAGACCUCCCCAGAGAGGCUGGGUCGGGAAUUGGAAAAAAUGGAGCGGCAAAUGGUAACACAGGGGUUGAGGUUAAGUCAAAUGGGGGAAGCCCGGGGGGAGAGUCAUCAGUUGGCCUGGGCCAGACUAAAAAGGGUAUGUCCUGGGCCAGUAUUGCAUCUCAGCCAGCCAAGCCUCAGCCAAAGGGGCGCCGUGAUAAAACAUCCAUGUCUUCAAUUGUGCCUGGCCGCCAUAUGGACAUUGGGACGUGGGAGGGUAAGAAUGGAAGUGGACCAAAGCCUGUUGCUCCCCCUCCAGUGCCACGCCCAGCCUGGGAAGCUCCAAGAGGGGGGUCGCGUUCCACCACCUCAACAUCAUACUCCACACCACCACCUCGAACUCCACCCCAGGUGCCUCCUCCCCAGCAGGUGCAGCAGCCAGGGCCACAGCAGCAAGGUGCACAGCAACCAGAGCAGCCCCCCUUGCAAACUUUGCAGGCAUCUCCCCAGCAGCACCAACAGCACAUCCAUCAGCAGCAUGUACAUCAGCAGCACCUGCACCAGCAACAGCAGCAGCACUCUCAGUUGCAGCAGCAACUACCGUCACCACCACAACAACAACAGCAACAUCAGCAGCAGCAACAACAGCAGCAGCAGCAGCAACAGCAGCAGCAGCAGCAGCAACAGCAGCAGCAGCAGCAGCAACAACAACAACAGCAUCAGCAUCAGCAGAACCCUCCACCCCCACUACUCCAGAGUGGGGUUAUACAUGCACCCAUUGAACUCCCCUCCUCCCCUCAGAGUGGUCCCCCAGUGCCAGUGUCACAGCGACCCCCAUUGCCCCAUGUCCCAGGCCAGAUUCCCUCAGAGCUUCAGCCAGAUGACCCAAUCCUUGAAGGUCUUCGUAUGCGUAAUGAUUACAACCCAAAGGACUUUGAUCUUAAUCCUAAAAAUUCCCGUUUCUUUGUGAUUAAGUCAUACUCUGAGGAUGACAUUCAUCGUUCUAUUAAAUAUGAAAUUUGGUGCUCAACAGAACAUGGUAAUAAGCGAUUAGAUGCUGCAUUCCGUGAGCGAGAAGGCAAGGGUCCUGUGUACCUUUUCUUCUCUGUGAAUGGAUCAGGGCAUUUUUGUGGUGUGGCUCAAAUGACUUCAAUAGUGGACUAUAAUUCAUCAUCAUCAGUGUGGGCUCAAGAUAAGUGGAAAGGACAGUUUCAUGUCAAGUGGAUUUAUGUAAAGGAUGUUCCUAAUAACCAACUACGCCACAUACGACUGGAAAACAAUGAAAACAAACCUGUAACAAACUCACGUGACACACAGGAGGUACCUUAUGAAAAAGGCAAACAGGUGCUGAAGAUUAUCAAUCAGUAUCGUCACACUACUUCUAUAUUUGAUGACUUUUCUCACUACGAGAAGCGCCAGGAAGAGACAGAGACUCGUAGGCACCCAGGAAAUUCAUACAAGGAAAUGGAGCGAGAUGAUCGCCGGGGAGACCGCAUUGACCACCGUGACCAUCCCCGAGACCAUCCCCGAGACCACCGUGAUCACCGGGACAGCCGAGACCACUAUCAUCGUGAUCACAGGGAUCAGCGUGACCACCGUGAUCAUCACCGUGGAGGAAUGGGUGGUGGCAGGGGUCGAGGAGGGCACCAUCACCCUCACCACCGUGGUGGAAUGCGCAACUAAGCAUAAAGCUGAUCCACAGUGAAUAUAAACUUCAUACAUGCAUACAUACAUUGUGUGCACACUUACACACACACACACAUACACAUACACACAUACACAGGAAGUUAAAUGUGGUGAAUGAACUUAAAAAUAAUCCAUAUAUAUAUACACACACCAUUGGCUCAUUUUGAAAGACCAGUAGAGCAGUCUUAACUGGCAAGUUCAGUUAUUAAGAGACUCCAAGCUGACAAGUGUUCAAAGUGAAUGUGCUGCUAUUCUGGAUUCUAUGAACUAAGUGACUUCUAUUGUGGAUAAUGGACCAAGGAGGUUUGUUUGCAUCCACCUCACGCCUCUUGGAAACUAGUGAUUUUUUAAGUGUCACCAGGAACAAUAAUGUUGCAUAUAACACAUCACAGUAUGCUCUACUAUCCAGCCACCAGUACUGCUCUGCAACUGUGACAGUGUAGCAGUGCACUGAAACACUGUUUUCGUCCACGGACCAAGUUUUGACGGGCACCUUUAAGCACCAAACUUCUACACCAGCCUGUUUGUCAGCUUGAGUGAUAUCACAGAAUAAUAAUACCUGAUGAAAAAAAUGUUUUGGGAAGAACACUUGGCAUCAAGAACUACAAAGAACAUGCCACCCUCAUUGUUAUCCUUUUGUUUAUUCACUGUUGUGGUUAGGGGAAUGGAACACAAUCUAUAAAUAUAUAAAUAUAAAUAUAUAUAUAUAUUUAAUCUAAUUCUCCUAUAAUUGUACAACUGCAACUUGAUUUUGGAGGGCCUGAUGACUGACAGACCCACAUGGGGGACCUGAGAGCUACCAAGCAAAAUGGAAAAAUUGGGGCCUCCAACUGCCUCACUCAGUCAAAUAACAAUUGAACAACAAUAAUUUCUGCCUGUGAUUGGAUAUAUAAAAGUGAUCUUUUUAUUCACCCGUUUACAAAGUUGGAAAGUGUAUAGUGAAAAGAAGUGAGUGAUUUUGUUCUGCAAGACAUGGACAUGGAGACAGAAAACCAAUUUUUGAAGAAGACAGGUGACUACAUUUGAAGAUUGGUAUCAUUGGCUUGGACCUGGGACUUUGGAGAAAAGUGAUGGAAAAGUGAACAGUAUAUACUUUGGUGUUUAUUUCAUAGUGCCUGAGAGAAUGGUAUUGUGUAGUUUAAAAGUGAUAUUGUAAAUGAUAUUGAAUAUAGUAAAACCUUGAACCACCUCAGACUCAACUUGGUUUGUCUCAGCAGUGCCUCAAUUAAAUGAAAUAACUGUAGUUGUUAGUGUUCACAUUUACUAUCAUCUAAUUGAUAAUGUAAGCAAUGUUAUGGUUCAGUGGAAUCAUCUAUUCAAAUAAACUUGCUUCAAAACCCAUCAUAUAAGUGGUGUAAAUUGAGAAAAGUAACUAUAGUGACCUUGUUAUCAUGAAGUGUUUGGUAAAAUAGUGUUAAUCAAGAAUAUUUAGUAGGACAGGCCAAUGAUAUUCAUAUGGUUUUAGAACUGGGAACGAAGUCAAAAAGUUGGUAAAUGCUUGGUGCUGUUGUGAAGGUCACUGCUUGGAAUGCUGGCAUGCAUCAAGACCACCUACCAUUGUGUCUCGACCUUGACCUUGCUGUGCUCAAGCCAGAGAAGCUGUAAGCACCACUCCAUCUAUGGUCAGGCUCUGUUUAGCUGCCUCUUGAUUGUCAGGGAUGUGUCAGGGAUUUAGCUUUAGAGGGAACAGCUUGCAGAGCAAAUACACCACUUAAACAAUGUUGUACUUGCCAUAGUGGCACUUACAGUUUGUAUGGCUUGGGUAUAAGUGGCUAUUCUUGCCUUAUUUUUCUAAGUUGACAUGGAUCAUUUUAAAGUUAUGGUAAAUUUGGCCUUUUUCCUGUAUUUUCUUUAUUACAGCAUGGUGUUUCACCUAAUGAUCACCUUUUUUUAUUAAUUAAAGAAUGCUUGGAAGUCUAAAUGAUCUACCCUCUUAGCAGUAUUUUUUUAUGCAUAAAUGAUUAAUAGACUGCCCUAGACUUCCAUAACACCAUCUGGUAUUUAUUGGAAUAUAAUGUAUGCAUUGCAGAUGAUAAUUAUAUGUGAUUCUUAGCUCUUUAAUCAAUAACUUACCUUGGAAGUCUGAUGCAAGUCUUUUUUUUAUUAUAUAUAUAUAUAUAUUUUUUUUUUGUGUAGCAGGUUAAAACUGUUACCAUCAUAUGGGGAACUCCACCAUGCUGCAAAAUAUCUUUUGACUUUUAUGCAUUAUCAAAACAGUAGAUUUAUCAAAGAGCACCGGUUGUAAUUAUGGAUAUGGUGUUGAGUUGUUCUUAAGAUGGUGGUAGCUGGCCCUGCUAGUGUGGUUUUCUCCUACUAUUUGUCCAUAUAACCAGUAGCUUUACUGUGGGUGCCUGUGCGUGGGUUUCAUUGGUAUUUUAUGUAUUACCAUCAUGUUUGUUGUAUUAAAACUGAGUAUCUCAGCAGUCUCUGUAUAUUUUUUUUCUUGUACACAGAUGUUCAGUUGACUAGAUCAUUAUAGUUCAUGUAUUGGCUUACAGCUUCAUUUAUAACAUGUCAGCAUUAGUAACUGCCUAUAAUUUUAGAAGUGGCACUGUCUGCUCUGCCCCUCAUUAACAUUCAAAGGUGUGAGGAAUGUUAUUUGUUGUAGUCACAAGAUUUUUUUUUUUUUUUUUUUUUUUUUUUUUUUUUUUAGGGUUUUGAACACCAUACCCAGUCAAACUUAAUUGGUUAGUAAUAACUUGGAUCAACUGUUGUUGGACAGGCAAGUAAUUUUAUGCAUGAUUAUCUUAGUCCUUGUAUAGUUAUGUAUGUAUGAAAGAUUGUUAUGCUAACUAAAUUUUCAAUUAAUAUGAGUUUUAUUGAUGUAUUUAUAAAUGACUCAUUAUGGACGUAUUGAUGAUUCUGCUUUAGAAUAUACGUUAUGAAUAUUUUAAUUUUCAGAAUUGAGUUUAGGAGUGAAAAUUAAGAUUUGAAAAUUGUUGUUACCCUUUGGUCUUAGGUAAAGUUGCAUAUUUCAGAUGAGGUAUGCUUAUUAAGAGAAUAUUUUGCCUUUGUUGCCCUUGUAUAGUAUUGAUAGUAUUAGUAAUAGACAUAGUAAACAAUAGCGUCCAAGGUCAAGAACGAAUCUGUAAUGUGAAUAAUGAAUUGGGUGAACUGUAUAAUAUGGCAUUGAACUGCUCAAUUUUUAGAUAUUUUUGGCCUUAGGGAGGAUGUUCCUAUGAUCCAAAUAAUUGUAUAUAUAUAUAUAUAUAUAUAUAUAUAUAUAUAUAUAUAUAUAUAUAUAUAUAUAUAUAUAUAUAUAUAUAUAUAUAUAUAUAUAUAUAUAUAUAUAUAUAUAUAUAUAUAACAUGAUUGAAAGUAUAUGUCUUCAAGAAUGUUCCAUAUUCAGUAGAAUACAAUGGUGGAGCCACAUAUAAAUGUUCCCCAUCUGAAGUAAAGUGGCUGUCAUAAUUUGACAAUUAAUAUGACCAAUCAUUGGAGACUGCAUGGAGGUGCUUUAUAUAUAUAUAUAUAUAUAUAUAUAUAUAUAUAUAUAUAUAUAUAUAUAUAUAUAUAUAUAUAUAUAUAUAUAUAUAUAUAUAUAUAUAUAUAUUAUGGUGACAGUGAAAUCAAUGUGGAACAUAUGAAAGUUACCUAAUUGACAGCAGAUUGAUUGUCCGAUAAUUACAGAGACCAGGAAAUUGCAUGCCUAUUUACAUGUGUGCUUUUGUGUAUGUGUUUCUGAGAAAGAGAGGGAUGUCACUGAUGAUUACAUAUAUAUAUAUAUAUAUAUAUAUAUAUAUAUAUAUAUAUAUAUAUAUAUAUAUAUAUAUAUAUAUAUAUAUAUAUAUAUAUAUAUAUAUAUAUAUAUAUAUAUUGAAGGGGCACUGAUGAGUUUAAGAAAAGGAAAUUUGUGUUAGGAAAAUGAGGAGGGGCAGAGCGGUGUGGUUAUGUGGUCUUGGCAGGUCCCACCUGUGGGAAAAUGUUCAUCAAUAAAACAAGCUGUACACAGGAAUUUAAGAGUCUUCUUGGUGCCUUUCCAUACCAAAUUUUGAAGAUACUUUUUAAAUAUAUUCCAUAAGGUUUACCAUUUACCAUAAAUAAAAUUGGUAGCACUCCUGUAUGUCCUAUCAUGUACAAAUUUUAGAAAAUACAAAUCAAGUAAGGGUGUAAGCACUUGUACUGUAUGUGACUAAAGUGCCACUUUUAUAGAGGUUAUAGGUGCAGUACAUUAUUUAUGGUUGGUGGUUCCUGGAGCAUUAGUGUUCAAUAUAUCUAAAUUUACUUUCAACUAAAUUCAUAUUAACAAUCUUAUGAUCAUUUUGUGAACACUUUGGUUAACCAGUUUGUGUUGCUGCAUAGGCAGCAGGCUUAUCUUAUCUGUGAUUUUUUGACAAGUGAAAGUAAGAUUUCUGGCCAGAUUUUUACUGAGUUUAACUUGAGAUAGCUGCUACAUGUGUUUUGUUUGGCUAUUAUGUAAAUAUUAAAAUUAUUUAGGGGUAUUUCCAUACCAAACCAUUCUCAUCUCCACACAAUCACCGUCCAGACUAAAAGACACCUCUGAUGGGCCAUUCGUUAAAGAAUCAUGAAAAUUUAAACAUUUUUAUGUAAUCCUAUUUAUUGUCUUCCCUUAAUUUUCAAAAGAGUAAUUUUAUCUGGGACAGAAGCAGGUGGGUGAGAGCACUUCAAUAAAAAUCAUAAGAAUAUAUUGACGCAAGAAAUAUUUUUGUAAGGACAGUGUAAAUGUCAUAAAAAUAAUUGUCUUAUUAAUAAUCAAUAGCAAAGUUGCCAAUUUUGCAUAAUAGUCAAUAUAACUGUAAAAAAUAAGUUUGUUCUGUAGCUAGAAAGGGCAUAAAUAUCAUAUUAGUUGUAAUGGUAUCAGUUGUGUGCUUAUAUAGUAUGAUUGUAUUGGAAAUUAACACUAUAAAUAUUUGGCUCCUGCAGCUAAUGUUAAAGGGUAGGUUUGUAUGCUGGGCUGUUUAGGAAUGUUAUAUUGCAGCAAGUUUUAUAAAAAUUUAAUGGUGAGGAUGGAGAUAAGAGUAUAAGCAGUGUAGAACUAACUACAUAUAUAUAAUUUUGUGUUAGCAUGAAUAACUGCAAUACGCAGUCAUAAAGAAGGGAGAGAUGAUCCCUCAGAACAUCUAGUACAAUUGUACAGGAAAGGCAUGAGUACUUGAAGAGUGAAAGACUAAGAAACAAGAAAGUGAUCCGUGCCUCAGGAACAUAAAACCUGAAAUGGGAUGCAACAGAAAUUAGCCAAUGGAGAAAAGAGGCAUGCCUUGCUUCUUAACACUAACGUGCAUAUAUGAUGACAAAUAUGUGAAUUCGGGGGUUGGAUAUAUAGAUUAUAGGAACAAUUGAUUAACAGUACAACUAAUAGAGAAUAUCUAAUGGGAUCACCUGCUGUCCCAAUAGACAGGAUGACAUAAGGGAAAUUUGUUAGAGAGCAUAGAGCAAGGGGCAUGCUACAAUCCCUCAGAGAUGACUUGUGAGGGUAAGGCAUCAAAGAUAAACAUAAUAAAUAAUUUACCUUUAUGAGAGACAUUAACAAAAACAAAAUCAAGGCUUUAAAGAUAGAAAGAAUACUGUGCAAUAUUGCAGCUAAUGUUGCUGUUUACUGUAUAGUAUUUUGCUUACUACAGAAAAUUUCAGGAAAUAAAUUUUUAUCAUCAAAUAGUCACCAGAGAAGAUGUUUUGUAUAUCAAAUACGAAAUUACUUAAUAGUAACAUGAAAAAGUUCUUAGUUGUCUAAUAAUAGUAUUAUGAAUCAGGAAAUGGUAAUUAUAUACAUAAUUAUAACGCAUGGAAAAAUUGUUAAUCGUGUGUGUGUGCGUGUGUGUCUCAAAGAGAGAGAGAGAGAGAGAGAGAGAGAGAAUAUGUGUUGUUAGCGAUAGGGUCCUCCUAGAUAUGAUAAAAUUGUGUCAGUACAUAAUUGUUGUUGGCUUCAUUCUAAAUAAAAUGGAAGGUAAUAG